AUCUAGACUACCUUGGGUAGACAUGGAGACCAAGACGUGCCGUGUGAUCCCCCGGACACGCCCCGCCUCCGUAGACGUUGAAUUUUUAGGGGCGCUUCCGGGGCACUGGCUCGGGCCGGGUGCUAAGAGCGCCGGAAGCGUGGGCCCGAGCCCCCACGAUUUCCCUGCAAAUCAAAGUCCCCGCGUUCGGCACCGCGCUUUUCUCCUGCCAACUCGAACACACCUGUUUCCCACCGACAUACGGCAUUGGCUGGCUCUGCUCUGCUGCUCCCUCCGUUCCUUGUGGAUAAAGUAUUUCUUCCGACCAAGUCUAUGGGCCCCGCCCGUUCCGAAGCCCCAGGAAAAUGGAGUUCUCCGUCGAGGAACGCGCUCCCCUAGCCACCAACACCAACCCCGUCUCCGGUGGUGCUACCGCUUCCGGCCCUCCGCCUCCCCCAGCCAGUGACACCGGCGCCGAUGCCGGGAGUGAGGCUCCGGCCAAUCCCCGCAAGAGGAAGAAGGCCUCUCGUGCUUGUGACUUCUGCCAUGUCAACCAUCAGCCAUGUGACAAUGGCAAGCCAAAAUGCAGUGUCUGUACCAAACAUAACAAGCCAUGUUUAUAUCUCCGUCCAACCAAGAGACGUGGUCCCCAAAAAGGCUACCGCACUGCUCUCAACACCUACAAGGAGAGUGCCGCCGCAUGGGGAGCUGUACUGGACGCCAUCCCUGGACUUGACGCCUUGAUAGAAGGCCAUCUACGAGGAGCCGCCGGGAAGAGCAUGAUAACCGCUAUCAAAGAUUCCAAUCAGCAGGAAGCCUUGAUCAGCAAGUGGCAGCAGAGCUCAGUCUUCAAAGCCUUCUUUGGUCACAACGGCCCAGCACUCACUCCACCCACAGAGAACAACAACAACAACAACAACAACCAGACCAUAUUAGAUUCCAAAAACAACAUUCUACCAUCACAAGAAGUCGACGAAGAAGACGCACCAGAAGAACCACCCGCCCGGCCACCACCAGCAAAGAGAGCCACACUCCAACCACCCGCCCCAAGAAGCCAAUCAGCAUCAAGCUACGUGGUACCAGAACAACCAAGAACUCCAAUACAAUUCCCCCAACUGGGCUCUCCUUUCCAACCAAAAGAUUCCGCCAGCUUAUCAGACAUUGUAGCAAAAGAUGCUGCCCAGGCAGCCAUGAGGACCUCACAAACCCUCGCCUCUCUAGGCUUCGCCCCAGACGAAACAAUAGCAGAUUUCUACAGCAUGGGCUCCAACCCAGAACCAAUAGCCGACUCCAACGACCCAGACUUUGACCCGUCGCUCGGCAGCGAGUCGGAGCAGAGGGCUUAUUACGAGUUGCUGAUGGGGAGGAUGUUUCCUGGGUGAUGUCUUCUUUUGCUCGAAAGGCUAUGAAGUCAAUUGUAUUAUAUUUAUUAUAUUACCAAGCAUUAUGUGUUGAUAUAUAUGAAGGAUGAGAAAGUGGCUGACGAUCUCAACUGGGUGAAAUUUGGAGGGUUGUGGGAGAUGUAAAGUUCUGUACAAGAUGAGAAAUUUGAUACCCGCCUUUUUGUGCAACCGAAUCUGCAUAUCAAGUUAGACGGUGUACCUAUUCUAGCAAUGACCCAGGACCGAGAUAUUCUUGCAAACCCAUCUCACUAAAAUCCCAGGAAACAUGAUGAUGCUUUCUUUAUCCGC
Messenger RNA from Podospora bellae-mahoneyi, 1670 nucleotides. RefSeq lists its product as uncharacterized. Bases 345 to 1361 code for a protein of 338 amino acids. Gene Ontology annotation, biological process: regulation of DNA-templated transcription. Lineage: Eukaryota; Fungi; Ascomycota; Sordariomycetes; Sordariales; Podosporaceae. The record is from RefSeq and is a predicted model, not a curated record. The transcript has 4 exons. Gene Ontology annotation, molecular function: DNA-binding transcription factor activity, RNA polymerase II-specific; zinc ion binding.